Sesamum indicum (sesame) is the source of this 1120-nucleotide messenger RNA. Its product is annotated as cyclin-dependent kinase inhibitor SMR3-like protein. Gene Ontology annotation, cellular component: nucleus. Gene Ontology annotation, biological process: regulation of DNA endoreduplication. NCBI's taxonomy places the organism in Eukaryota, Viridiplantae, Streptophyta, Magnoliopsida, Lamiales, Pedaliaceae. The record is from RefSeq and is a predicted model, not a curated record.
UCUAUUCAUCACUGGAGUGGGGACACAGCCAGAAACAAAAAAGAAAAUAGGCAAAUAGGAUUAUGAGAGUGAGUGUACAUCGGAUCCUUCGCCACUAUUACUGUUUUGAAAGCCUCCACCUAUAGCAACAACACUACUCUCUCUCUCUCUCUUGAAUUCUCUCAUCAGACUUGUGAAGAACAAAAUUAAUUUACAAGAGGAACUCUGUGCUAAAUCCCUUCAACCAACUGCAAAAAAGAUGAAAUCGACGGGUUUUCUUCGUUUUUGAGGAGGAUGUCUGGUGGUGAUAACCCGAUGUUCUUACCCCACCUCCAGCAACAAGAAGAUAAAGAAGGUGCCGUCGACCCGAACUCGCCGCACCCCAUGUCCGAAAAUCUUCAAGGAAAAGGAAAUCUUGACGGCGCUGAUGAUGAUGAUGAUGAUGAUGAUGAUGAUGACGAUCAGAAGAAGAAGGAACAGCUCGAGGAAAUCAAGAACGAUGAGGAAACUGACAAGGCCACUGUUUCUUCACGAGGGUCGGAGAAGCAAAUAGCAGAAGAAGAUGACGACGGAUUCAAGACUCCCACGUCGUCGGAUCACAGAAUUCCGGCGACCACGCAGUGCCCACCGGCGCCCAAGAAACCCCGCCCACAAACUUCGAAAUUGAAGAGAAAAGCAUCGCCGCCUCCAGGAGCCCGCCGGAGCCUCCAAUUCGAGGCGUCCACCGAGGUCGAAUCGAUUUUCCGGCAGAUUCCCGAUCAACAAGAUAAUAUAGAAGAGCAGAAAAUCAAGAAAGCUCGAAGAGAAGAUGACCAAGACUCGUCAUAGAAUUGUUCAUCCGGUACGAAAUUUAACGUAAAAAAGCGACAACUUUGAUUUAUUUAUUUAAUUAUUUUUCCUUCUUGAGAUGUUGUAAUGGAGCUUGAACUGAUGAUUAUAAUACACUAAUUUGAUUUAAUUACAAGAGAAGGAAGAAUAUGGUUUGAAUUCAGUAAAUCUGAAUGUAAGGAUUGUUCAUUGUUGUAAUAUUUGAGUGUAGAGUAGAACACAAAGUGAGCAAAAGAUAGUAAGCGAGCAAAAAGAGAGAUGACAAGUACUUGCAGCUUUUUUUAGCUUCUAUACGAACUUCUUUUGCAAUCAA